AUGUUACAAGACCAAACACAAAAACAGUCCCACCCUCGGGAGUUGUCCAACAACCCAUCGCUGACGCUUGUCACUGGACAAUCACAAAUGCACGGACAGCCACCGCAGAUUUUUGCUUCCCCAUACGCGUCCUUCUCUCACCAACUCCCCAACGGCGCGCAAAUCAUCAACGUUCCGAUGUCUCAGCAGGUGCCCGUGUCGCCCACCACGCCGUUCGACGUGAAUUACGCAAAGGGAAUGUUACCAAGACAGCUUCUGGUGAGCUCGCCGUUCAUCCAGUCGCCCAUGGCCCCCGGUCAGGCGCCUUCUCAGUCAGUGCACGUGGACCGUGCAUCCACAAGAAAUUCUCAGUCCAGCAUUCCUACCGAAAACAACGCUCACCACCAAAUCUCGCACCGAGGGGAGUUUCGCCGAAGGUCCUUUUCAAAGCAGCUCAAGUCCAAUCUCGCACAGGCGGCCAGAGCUCCGAAAACAACAGAGUCGUCAGAGUCGUCAGAACACGAACACGAAGAGUUUGAAACACGCUCGCUGCGGGUCAUCAACCUAAGGUCGGACAUUGGGCUCACCGAUGUUCUGGACUUGAUUGAAUACGGCCCUAUAGAAAAUUGCUCUUUUGAACUGACGCCUCAUUCGAACAACAACAAAGCAAUCAUCCUCUCGUUUGUGAAACGUGAAACCGCCUUCAACUGCUAUUCCGAGCUCAGAACCAUACUGGACGAGCUCCGCGGUGUGCUCGAGUCUCCUGAAAUGGAGCUGCUUCCGGCAAAAAACGUGCCCUUGCUGCCUGCUGUCCAAUCGGCCAUAGAGAACGAUGGCGCAACCAGGGCCGUCUGUCUGAGCAACCUCCCUUCAGGCCUUCCGUUGAGGCUGGUUUACCAGGAGCUCGAAAUGCUGGGCCCUAUAGAGCAUAUCAAGUACGCUCCGAACAAAAACGCGGCUUUUGUCCACUUUACAUCAAUCUCUACGGCUAUCAAGUGCGUUGAGCAGCUUUCAUUGAGCGAAACAAUCCUGUCGACCGCCAAAGUGUUCUAUAGUAAAGAAAAGAACGCUACCAUUCGCCAAUCAAACGGAACUGCCAACAUCGAGUAUGAUUUUGAGGACGAUCAAUACUCCGACUUUUACUCCACUCCCUCGACGUCGUUCUCUUCUCCCCAAAAUGCCAAUAUUGCACUCCAGAAUCUUAGCCGGCAGGCGACUGAAAAUACCGUUUACGGCCCUCACUAUAUGCAGUCCCUGCCCACGCCCAUUCUCCGUCCAUCAUACCCGCCACAAGGAGAAUUUGUUGACUCGUACAAUGGUAUGGUGUAUUCGCAGCAAUCGCUGCCGGAUCUCACGGAUCUGACGCUUUGCAGCAACGGUUCUGUCACUAAUUAUUCGCUCUCAGCGCGGGAUACUGCUGAAGCCUCAUCGAUACAAUCCAAAACGCACUUCAGACAAUCGAACGUUGGAAAUCGGACUAUCUAUCUGCGCAACAUUCACAGAGAAACUACAGCAGAAGAAAUAUGCAACACCGUCAGAGGAGGUCUGCUGGAGUCCAUAAAGCUGAUCCCCGACAGACAUAUCUGCUAUCUGUCCUUUAUAGAGUCCGGCUCUGCUGCGCAAUUCUUUGCUACCAGUACCAAAGAAAAAGUGGUGAUUCACGGCAGAAGAGUCAAAGUGGAUUGGGGAAAGCAUUCAGGGCCCAUAAGCUCACGUGUGCUCCAAGCCGUCGAAAAACAUUCAGCUUCAAGAAAUCUCUAUAUUGGAACAGAACUAGUGUCCGAGGGGACACAGGAGGAAGACCGCCCAAAAAUACCCGACGCGGACACUCUUCGACGCGAUUUCUCGAUAUUUGGAGAGAUUGAGCAGAUCAACUUUUUCAGGGAUGGACAAUGUGCAUUUGUGAAUUUCCUAGACAUCUGCUCUUCGAUCAAUGCUGUAGAGGAUUUCAAUGGUGAAGGAGGUGAUGCUGUCCACGCUUCUUUUGAGAACAGAUACAAAGCUUUUAAAAUCGCUUACGGGAAGGAUCGUUGUGCCAAUCCCCCAAAGUCUAAGAAAAACAAAAAUCGCAAUAGAAAGAAGAACCAGAAUGAUUCCAAGGAGAGUUUCAAAAAAUCAUCCGAAGACGUGUCCGUUACAGACGACGAUGCACUACGCAAAGUUCCUGCAUUGAAAAGUAUAGGCAUAUCCUCCAAGAUGUAUGAGGAGAAACAUGCCAUUGUGUCUCCUGUGAUCGAAGAAACCGAUGACGAGGCAGGCGAGACCAGGGAUGAAUCCCGGUCUCACUCCAAUGAUUCAAACGUAGAGAUCAUCACCAACAAAGCUGAUACGCUAAAAACUUCAAAGGAGACGCCCAAAAUCAACAACUUGCUGCAAGAAUGCAGCCUUUCGAACUCUUCUUCUGAAAGCAUUCCAAAAGCGGUCCCGAAGACCUCGCAAAAGUCGAAUGCAUCCGGAAACAGGUAUCGUGUUCAAAGCAAUUGUUCCAGAUCGUCAUCAAACAAUUCAAUCAAUUACUUCAACCAUUCAGAGCAGUAUCCUCCACAACCGCAAGUCCAAUACCAUCCCUUCUACCAGCAGCCAUCUUUAAUGUACCAACAGCAAUACGCCUUUUCCUACCAGCCUCCUCCAAGUGCAGGCAUCGCAAGACACAAUUCCCCCAGCUCCCGCAAAAUUUUGUAUCACGAACCUACCUCACCUGCUGCGCAGAAAUUUCUGUAUUUGCAGCAGCCGACCAGGUCGCAACAAAUUUACUACAACUAUCCGGAGUAUUAUAGUUAUCUCCCCCAAGAGAGCUUCUACAUGGAGAGCCGCGACGAUGACUCGGAUUUAGGUCCGCAGGUUGAGUCAUACAAUUAG
This is a messenger RNA of Ogataea haglerorum, 2838 nucleotides long. RefSeq lists its product as uncharacterized. Gene Ontology annotation, cellular component: cytoplasmic stress granule. The transcript has a single exon. Gene Ontology annotation, biological process: mRNA splicing, via spliceosome. Gene Ontology annotation, molecular function: mRNA binding. Lineage: Eukaryota; Fungi; Ascomycota; Pichiomycetes; Pichiales; Pichiaceae. The record is from RefSeq and is a predicted model, not a curated record. The coding region runs from base 1 to 2838 and encodes 945 amino acids.